Dromiciops gliroides (monito del monte) is the source of this 750-nucleotide messenger RNA. RefSeq names its product peroxiredoxin-1-like. Gene Ontology annotation, cellular component: cytosol. The coding region runs from base 1 to 750 and encodes 249 amino acids. Gene Ontology annotation, molecular function: thioredoxin peroxidase activity. The transcript has 4 exons. NCBI's taxonomy places the organism in Eukaryota, Metazoa, Chordata, Mammalia, Microbiotheria, Microbiotheriidae. The record is from RefSeq and is a predicted model, not a curated record. Gene Ontology annotation, biological process: hydrogen peroxide catabolic process; response to oxidative stress; removal of superoxide radicals.
AUGGAGUUGGAAACCAGGUUGCAGAAGGUCAAGAAGACAGUGAAAGGAAAUAAAGUGGAGGAACUUUUUGUAAGCAGUCUUCUCAAGAAGUUUAACCAUAAAAAGAAGGAAAGAUUAAGGGAGAGUUUUUUUGAGGAUGGAGGAGACAUAGCAGUAUUGUCAGAUGCCUUCAACAAAGAUGAAAAUGACAUAAGAUCAGCUAAUGCACUGACGCCUUUGCAAUGCACAGCUGUUUCUGUCAGCGUGUCAACAGGAAAUAACAGGAUUGGGUACCCAGCCCCCCAUUUUAGAACUAUAGCUGCUAUGACAGAUGGAAAGUUCAAAAAUAUCAGCCUUUCUAACUACAAAGGGAAAUAUGUCACAUUCUUCUUUUACCUCUUGGACUUCACCUUUGUAUGUCCUACAGAGACUAUAGUAUUCAGUGAUCCACCUGAAGAAUUUGAAAAACUUAACUGCCAAGUGAUUGGUGCUUCAGUGGAUUCAUACUUCUGUUACCUUACCUGGGUCAACACUCAAAAAACAAGUGUGUUUGUGUGUGACCCCAAACAUAUCAUUGUUCAGGAUUAUGGAGUCUUAAAAGAAGAGGAGGGAAUUUCAUUCAAAGGUCUCUUCAUCGUUGAUGAGAAGGGGAUCCUUCAUCAGAUCACCAUCAAAGACCUUUCUUUGGGCCACUCUGUGAAUGAGGCACUAUGGCUAGUCCACUCCUUCCAUUUCAUAGACAAGCAUGGAAAAGUAUGCUGUAAUGGCUAG